UCUUUGUAGAGUCUUGGCCUUACGGUGCUACACCAUUUUGCGCUGUAGUUUGAUUGUGUGAAUCAGAAGCGAGCUGGGGACACUGCCUUUUCCUGCUGCUCUGCAGGCUUCUCGGUGCAGACCUUUAAUGGCCAGGGGGAGCCACUGCAGAUAUCACAGGCAUCGAAAAGUCUCGCUGCGGACCUUCAUAGGGACACAGUAGGAUGUAUAUGACAGAAGAUUGAAAGGCUUCUCGUCUAGUUAUUGAGAUGCAUCCUGCGUGCGAAUAUGUGUUCUAGGAUUCACAAUUGGAAUAGUUUUGUACGGCCUGCUUCCGACGGGGGAUGGGAGGUCCCUUCCAAAAGUCUUGGGCGUUUGAUGGUGUAACAGACUUGUGGAUGGGCUUGAAGACUCUGGCAAGCUCCCUGACCUGGGCAUCUCUCUGGUGAGGAAGAACACGGCAAGCCUGCUGUCUCGGGGAUCCUGUGGUCACCUCACCAGGAGUCCUGAGUGUCCACUUCAGUGUCAUCAGGAUGGAGUUCUGAAGUCCAUGUGGCUCCUUGCAGUGAACCAGGUGUUAAAGAAAAUGCAGAGGCGCCACAGCAGCAACACGGAGACCAUUCCACCUGAAAGAAGCCGCAGCCAGGCGCUCAGCCCCGAGGCCAGCGUGGAUGAAGGCGGCGUGUUUGAGAGCCUGAAGGCCGAGCCGGCUGCCCCACCUGCACUCUUCUCUGGCCUGGCCAGCAGCCUGCCCCUGCCUGCAAGCCCCUUCCCGGCCAGCUUGGUGCUGGGCUCCUCGGCGAGCGGUGGGGACGUGUUCCUCCCGAUGCCCACGUCCAGGGACGACGGUGGCGGCCGCACUGGCGAGGGCGGGGUUUACCACCUCCGCCAGCCUCACCAUCACUUCCACCACGGCACCCACCGCGGGGGCUCCCUGCUGCAGCACGUGGGUGGGGACCACCGUGGACACUCGGAGGAAGGGGGUGACGAGCAGCCGGGGACGCCCGCGCCCGCCCUGUCGGAGCUGAAGGCCGUCAUCUGCUGGCUGCAGAAAGGGCUUCCCUUCAUCCUGAUCCUGCUGGCCAAGGUGUGCUUCCAGCACAAGCUCGGCAUUGCCGUGUGCAUCGGGAUGGCCAGCACCUUCGCCUACGCCAACUCCACGCUCCGAGAGCAGGUCUCGCUGAAGGAGAAGAGGUCCGUGCUGGUCAUUCUGUGGAUCUUGGCCUUUCUGGCCAGCAACACCCUCUAUGUGCUGUACACGUUCAGCUCCCAGCAGCUGUAUAACAGCCUCAUCUUCCUGAAGCCCAACCUGGAGACGCUGGACCUCUUUGACCUGCUGUGGAUCGUGGGCAUUGCAGACUUUGUACUAAAGUACAUCACCAUCGCCCUCAAGUGCCUCAUUGUGGCCCUGCCCAAGAUGAUUCUGGCAGUCAAGUCCAAGGGAAAGUUCUAUCUGGUCAUCGAGGAGCUGAGCCAGCUGUUCCGGUCGCUCGUCCCCAUCCAGCUGUGGUACAAAUACAUCAUGGGUGACGACUCCUCCAACAGCUACUUCCUGGGAGGGGUCCUGAUCAUCCUUUACAGUCUCUGCAAGUCAUUUGAUAUCUGUGGCCGUGUGGGCGGAGUCAGAAAAGCCCUGAAGCUUCUCUGUACCUCUCAGAAUUACGGUGUCCGAGCCACUGGGCAGCAGUGCACCGAAGCUGGAGAUACCUGCGCCAUCUGCCAGGCUGAGUUCCGAGAGCCUCUGAUUCUCCUAUGCCAGCACGUGUUCUGUGAGGAGUGCCUCUGCCUGUGGCUGGACCGCGAGCGUACCUGCCCACUCUGCCGCUCUGUCACCGUGGACACGCUGCGCUGCUGGAAGGACGGGGCCACAUCGGCACACUUCCAAGUGUACUAGGGCCGGACCCUGAGGAUGCCUGAGGGUCAGUGUCCCAGAUCCUGCUCUGGGGGCUUCCUGGAAAACAACCUCCAGUGACAACAGCAGCCUUCCUCCAGCUUCAGCCCCGACAGAGGGCAGGCCUGGGCCCUCCUCCCUCCGCCCACUUUCCUCCCAUGACCUGCAGGACAGUGCAAGCACCUUCCCCUCCAGCAGGGGAGGCCUCCUCCUACUGACAUAGUCUGCCCCAGGUAGGUCAUCCACCCCCCCUCCAAGUCAAGGAAUCUGUGACACAAGAAGUUCUCCCCUUCUCUUAACCUAGUACCAAGUUCCUAGUACUCAGUGCUGCGGACUGGGGAAGAGCAGGGCAACCACUGCCUCUCCAUAUGGCCCUGGCCUGCAGUGUCACUGGGAAGUAUUUUCAAAGUCCAGGCUGCCAUCUACCUAGAUUAACUUAAUGGAUCAGUCGCUUAGCAUGUGCCAGCCACAGCAUCAGGCAUCUGGCUUGGAUCACUUCCCGUCAUGCUCAGCACAGUCAUAUGGAGGUACUCUUGGCCCACCCCCACUUGACAGGUGAGGAAACUGAGGCACCGAAUGAGGUGUGGGAACUUUCCCCAGGGUCACUCUACCCCCAAAAAGAUUGGUGAGGGCUAGCUGAGCUUCCAGCCAUCACCAGCCUGGUUUGGUGUCAGAGGUGCUGAGGCUACCAGGUGUGGGGUCCAGGAGACCCAGGAGACUGAAAGCAUAGUGGGUGGCUUCAAUACCCCUUCCUGCUUAAGGCUUGGUGGCCUUGUUGGGUGCAGUGGUACCUGCCUAUAAACCCAGCACUUGUGAGGCUGAAGCAAGAUCAAGCGUUUGAAGCCAACUUGCGCUGCAUAAAAAGAUCCUGCCUCAAAACACAAAAACAAAACAAUGACAAAAAAGACUGCAGCGCACAGGCGUACCACACAUUGGGUAUGGACUGCAUUGAGAAUGGGAACCAGGCCCACCAGCUCCUGCAGUCCACCUUUGGCUGGGCCUGUGGAAAGACUUACACCUUCAGGUUCUUUUCCUGGGGUCGGGUGGCAAAGCUCAAUCUCAUUUGGGUUCAGGAAGGGUCGGUUUGGCCCAUGUGUGGUAUCACGGGAUCUCCCAUUCCUGUUUCUCCUCUCCUCCUUCUAUGCUGUCUUCUCCCUCACUUGUAUGUCAGGCCUGUAACCAGCUACUGUGGCCAGGAUGGUGAUGUGGACCACAGUAGAAGCCGUGUGUUGCAAUCUCUGUGGCAAAGCUAUUUGCUUACCCAUGCAAAACUCUCCUGCCUGGAAAUCUGGGAUAGGAUGGCACUUAGGUGAUACGGAAGCCAUUUUGCUCUCUCGUUGUCCACCUUGGCACAGCGGCCUGGCACCAGCUUUGUUCCAGAAAAAAACCUCUUUCUGACUAGUGAGGAGAUUAGCAUGCCAGCCUCAGGGGACAGAGUGGAGCCUUGCUCCCCCAGCAGAUGCAGGACAUUGGCCCUCUGUGCCGCCAUGCCAGGACUUCAUCUUUUUCCUAACACCCUUGGCUCUUUCCUGGUGCCCAGCAAGAUGCCCCUUCCAAGGCAGCAUGUCAUCUUUCAAGCUCUGUUACUAUGGUGAUGGCCGUGAUGUUGACAAUCCCCCUUGUCUGAAUAAUCAAGGAGGAAAGGAAAGCAGACGGAAACAUCCAUCCGGGUAGAUUCAACUGCUCGGUCCCUUCCACCUUCUCCAAGGGGGGCAACAGGCACGUCGGCCCCUGGUUCUCAUCAGAGAGCGCAUCCUGCCUGCCAAUUGUGGUCAGAGGCAGAGGAACAGGUGCUGCCCGGGACUUACCUAAGGGUCAGCGCAGGAUGGAGAAGACAGAGCAGCCUGUUGGGAGUCAGACCUGGAAUUCUGACUGCAAACUCCUGCCUGUGUGACUAUGGGAAGACCCUUUACCUGCUGUCGCCAUCUCUGGGGUAACAAAAGCUGGUGUGUUGUUUGCUGGAACCGAGGCAACUAACAGUGCAGGUGACUGGUGAAUACACCCAUGGUUUCACCCAGUAUACUCACGCCUCCAAGGGAAAUGUUCCCUUAACAUUUUGCAGAUGAGUCCGGCUUCUGAUACUAUAAAGACUGUCACCUAUGAAGUGCUUUUGGAGGCAUGUGGGAUGGUAUUUAUUCAUUCCCCUAUCCUCCAGGGAAUCUUCACAUCUGAGGGUUUUCUUCUGGGUGGGAAGAGUUUCCUUCUGCCCUGAAAGGGAGCAGAGGCUUCAGAAGAGAUUUCCAGGCACCAGGCUGUACCAAUCCCACCCUACUGGAGUGAAAGCAGCCGAGAGUCUAUCCUGAAGCAGAACAAUGUCUCUGUCCCUUCCCCACGUGACGCAUUUGGUAUAAACAAGAUUCAUCAAGUGUCAGGUUCUGAGUGUCCCACUCCUAAUAUUUUAUGACUCACUGAAUGGCGGAGUCCUCAGAAACAAAUAGUCCUGUUCAUCUCAACAAAGCCAAGAGUAAGUGAGGUGUGGGAGUCAGGAAGACACACUCUGGAUUUCAGGCCAGAGAGGAGGUCCUGUGGAACCUCAAGGGCAUCCCAGCGGCUCAGGAGGAGGACAUGGGACAGUCCUGGGGUCCUUUAAUACUUUCAUUGUGGGACAAGCAGCUGCCUUUAGUGUCUUUGUG
Messenger RNA from Octodon degus (degu), 4503 nucleotides. It is a transcript of the gene Rnft2, whose product is annotated as ring finger protein, transmembrane 2. Bases 530 to 1873 code for a protein of 447 amino acids. The transcript is spliced from 11 exons. Gene Ontology annotation, molecular function: ubiquitin protein ligase activity. Gene Ontology annotation, biological process: positive regulation of ERAD pathway. NCBI's taxonomy places the organism in Eukaryota, Metazoa, Chordata, Mammalia, Rodentia, Octodontidae. The record is from RefSeq and is a predicted model, not a curated record.